Messenger RNA from Myripristis murdjan (pinecone soldierfish), 10100 nucleotides. RefSeq names its product K(lysine) acetyltransferase 6A (gene kat6a). Gene Ontology annotation, biological process: regulation of transcription by RNA polymerase II; nucleosome assembly. Gene Ontology annotation, cellular component: chromatin; MOZ/MORF histone acetyltransferase complex; nucleosome. Gene Ontology annotation, molecular function: transcription coregulator activity; DNA binding; histone H3 acetyltransferase activity. Lineage: Eukaryota; Metazoa; Chordata; Actinopteri; Holocentriformes; Holocentridae. The coding region runs from base 926 to 7741 and encodes 2271 amino acids. The transcript has 17 exons. The record is from RefSeq and is a predicted model, not a curated record.
UCAGUCAAAGAUGGCGUCGGCUCUGGAGCCUCUGGUCUCUGGCUGCAUUUUUAGGCUUGUUGUUGUCUCCGAUUCGAACGGUUUUGGCACCUUCUCCGCGGCGUCUCGACACGAAAUUCCGGGUGUGUCAGCUACUGAAGUGCAAUAGGCAUGAAGGUGAUCAGCCCUGGCUGCUCCCUGGGGUGAGAUAUCUGUUCCAUCCCAGAGCCGAGAAGCCCAGACUGCUGGAAUAGAGAAAGACGGCAAGAGAGAAAGCGUGAAGAAGGGGGAACGAGGGCGCAAAAAAGAUCCUCGUCCUGUGGAGUUAGCUGUAUUUCGUAGAAAACAUUUUUUCCCUCCACUGCCCCAACCUUUAUCACCUGAAACACUAAGUUCAUCUCUGAAAGACCAUGAUCAUGAUGAUUUUUCACAACUUGUAUUGAGAGCUGGUUAGUUUGCUGUUGACAGAAAACUGACUCAACAGGUUUUAUUGUGCUUGUCGUGGUAUUUAGCGACCGUAGAAAGUGGAAACACCUUAUUUGUGUGAAAGCCCCUCUCAAAGUGUGUGCGGUGACAGUUCCAGCAGCCAAUAGACCUGCUACUCCAACCCAGUCCCCCUGCUCUCCCCCAGGCGACUACACCCUGCCUGGAGUGGGUGGUGGGUGGCUCAGCUUUUACUGGGUGGGGGGGGGUUGGCUCAGGGGGUUUAUGCUAUGGUCAGCUGCUCUCUACCGUGCUUCUCAUACUCGGGUUCUGAGGGACUCUCUGUGCGGCCCCAGGACAAAGGAUAGUCAGCAGGUAGAGGGCUAAAAGGAGGAGGCGAAAAAGGAGGAGGAGGUGGCGUUAGGGCGCAGGCUGGGUCUUUCCUUGGCCUACGGUCCCUGUUUUUUGUGUGUGGUCGUCGCGGUCAGGCCCCAGGGCCCCCGCACCCACCCAGACCACAGCCAUGGUGAAGUUGGCCAACCCAAUGUACACCCAGUGGAUUCUAGAGGCCAUCAAGAAGGUGAAGAAACAGAAGCAGCGACCGUCAGAGGAGCGCAUCAGCAAUGCUGUGUCCAUGUCCCAUGGCCUGGACCGCAAGACGGUGCUGGAGCAGCUGGAGCUCAGUGUCAAGGAUGGCACCAUCCUUAAGGUCUCCAAUAAGGGCCUCAACUCCUACAAGGACCCUGACAACCCCGGGCGCCUGGCUCUGCCCAAGCCCCGUGGUGGUGGCAGCUCUGGAGGAGGCGGAGGAGGAGGGAGCAGUGGCAGUGGCAGUGGGAGCUCCCACUCCCAUUCGGGGAAGAAACCGGGACUUGACUGGAACAAGCUGAUCAAGCGCUCGCUGGAGGGUCUCCAUGAGGCCGGUGGCUCCACCCUUAAGAGCAUUGAGCGCUUCCUCAAGUGCCAGGCUGACGUGGCAGCCUACCUGUCGGGCAGCGGCUCCAUGGGGCCUGGCCUCUUCCACCAGCAGCUGAGGGUGGCCCUGAAGAGAGCGGUGGCCCACGGCCGCGUUGCCAAGCAGGGCCCGCUCUUUCGCCUCGUCAGCCGCAGCAGCUCCCAGGAUGACGGGACAGGAACAGUGUCUCUCGAAUCGCUACCACCCGUCCGCCUGCUGCCGCAUGAGAAAGACAAGCCGGUGGCAGAGCCCAUCCCCAUCUGCAGCUUCUGUCUGGGGACCAAGGAGCAGAAUCGCGACAAGAAGCCAGAGGAGCUCAUCUCCUGUGCCGACUGUGGCAACAGCGGCCACCCGUCCUGUCUCAAGUUCUCCCCGGAGCUCACGGUGCGAGUCAAGGCGCUGUGGUGGCAGUGCAUCGAAUGCAAGACCUGCAGCAGCUGUCAGGAUCAAGGCAAGAAUGCGGAGAACAUGUUGUUUUGUGACUCUUGUGACCGGGGCUUCCACAUGGAGUGCUGUGACCCUCCACUCACGCGGAUGCCAAAAGGUAUGUGGAUCUGUCAGAUCUGCCAGCCCAGGAAAAAGGGAAAGAAGCUCUUACAUGAAAAGGCAGCACAAAUCAAACGGCGCUACAACGCACCACUGGGACGGCCCAAGAACAGGCCGGGGCGGCCCUUCAAGAAGCUGGGUGGGCGCGGUCGGCGGAAGCGCUCUGCCUCCCCCAACUCCUCCUCUAGUUCCUCCUGCGAAGGUUACCCUGGCGACGACCGGCUGCUGUUCUCGCUGCGGGAGGACGAUGACCCAACGCAGAGCGGUCUCCGCUUCAACAAGAAGACCAAGGGCCUGAUUGAUGCCCUCACCAAGUUCUUCACACCGUCACCUGAGGGCCGCAAGGCACGCCAGGAGGUGGUGGACUAUUCACAGCAGUGCCGCAUCCGCAAGAAGGCCAAUCGCAAGGGUGACGGAGAUGACAGGACGGACAAUCAGGAGGGCAGCGACUGGCGUGACGAUGACGACAAACUGCCAGGCCAUGAGAACCUGACGGAGAAAGACAUUGAACUGUUCAGACACAUCCAGGAGCUGGCACUACAGAAAGUUGGGGUGACGGGCCCACCAGACCCUCAGAUGCGCUGUCCGUCUGUCAUCGAGUUUGGCAAGUACGAGAUCCAGACUUGGUAUUCGUCUCCAUACCCACAGGAGUACAGCAGACUACCCAAGCUCUACCUGUGUGAGUUCUGCCUUCGCUACAUGAAGAGUCGCAGCAUCCUCUACCAACACAUGAGGAAGUGCAGCUGGUUCCACCCCCCAGCCAACGAGAUCUACAGGAAGGACGACGUGUCUGUGUUUGAGGUUGAUGGCAAUGUGAGCACAAUCUACUGUCAGAACCUGUGUCUGCUGGCCAAGCUGUUUCUGGACCACAAGACCCUGUACUACGAUGUGGAGCCCUUCCUUUUCUACGUCCUCACCCAGAACGACAACAAAGGCUGCCACCUCGUCGGCUACUUCUCCAAGGAGAAACACUGCCAGCAGAAAUACAAUGUGUCAUGCAUCAUGAUUCUUCCACAGUACCAGCGCAAGGGCUACGGACGCUUCCUCAUCGACUUCAGCUACCUUUUGUCCAAGCGUGAGGGCCAGCCAGGCUCUCCAGAGAAACCGCUGUCGGACCUGGGUCGCCUGUCCUACAUGGCCUACUGGCGCAGCGUGGUGCUGGAGUGUCUCCACGAGGUCCGCGACCGGCAGCUCACCAUCCGCCACCUCAGCAAGCUGACCGGCAUCUGCCCACAGGACAUCACUGCCACCCUGCACCACCUCAACAUGUUAGAGCAGCGAGGAGACAGGCUGGUGCUGGUGCGGAGGGAGAAGCUGGUGACCAGCCACAUGGCUCGUCUCCAUGCCCGGCCCCGGCAACUGGAAGUCGACCCCGAGUGUCUCCGUUGGACCCCUGUCAUUGUCACCAACACUGUUGUCUCUGACGCUGAAGGAGACGAUGAUGAUGAAGAAGAUGAGGAUGAAGACCCACAGGAAGACAGCCGCAAGGAGAUCAAACCAAGUCACAAGGUCUCGCCACUCUCCUGGCACAUGCGCCAAGGGAGGGAGAGGGAGAGGGAGAGGGAGGAAGAGGAGGAAGAAGAGAGAAAGUGCUUUCCAGGGUUUCCCAUUAGCCAAAGCUCUCCUACCUCACCCAUUCGCUGUCCGCCACCUGUUCCAGAACCCCGCCCUCUUCCCCCAACCAAUGGAGAGCGCAGGCCACGGGGACGCCCACCCAAAAAUUGGCCUUGGGGCAAGGUGAAGGACCCCCCUCGUGUGGGACGGCCACCCAAGAACCGCCUGACAGAGGAGGAUGAUGAUGAUGAAGAAGAGGACAGGGCCGAGGGUGGGAAAACCACAGGUUCUGCUGGCAGCCCCCCUUCCCUUUUCUCCUUGGACAGACAAGCUGAGCCCACCGCACUCCACCCCCUGGACAUGGCCAGGCACCCUUCCAUAACCCCGCCACGCAGAGGACGCCCCCCCAGGAAAAAGAGAGGGCCUAAGCCUAGGCUGAGGGAGGGGCCCGGGGAGGGACUGGCUCAGCUGCCCUUGGGUUCCAGGUUGACUGAGCCUCCACCUGUUAGGAAAAGCUGCUUCAGUGAAAGCAGUGAAGAAGAGGAGGAUGACGAUGACGAUGAUGAUGAGGAGAGGAGGGCAUGUUCCCCACCCAUCCUCACCAAGCCUGCCAUGGGGCUCAAAUGCAAGAAGCCUUUGAGGAAACGUCGUAUUCGCCAGCGCAGCCACCCUCACAGCAGCGUGGUGACAGAGACCAUCUCUGAGACCACUGAGGUCUUGGAUGAGCCCUUUGUAGACUCAGACUCAGAGAGGCCUAUGCCUAGGCUGGAGGAAGAAACACCUCUGGGUCACCCGCUGCGCCGCUAUCCCACGGCCCGCUCUGCCAUGAGGCUGUCAGACCCAGCUCCCAAAAGGGGCCGGCGCUCCAACUUCACUGAGUCAGACGAAGACGAACUAACUCCUCUACUGAAACCUGUGGCUGCGCUGCCAGCAACUCCCUCUGAGACCCUAGCAGCCAACCCUGAAGUUCCUGUCAAGAAGAAGAAAGGUUGGCCCAAAGGCAAGAGUCGCAAACCACUGCACUGGAAGAAACGGGGACCUGGAAGGCCACCAGGCAGUGGGCCAAACCAACGGGCAGCCGCAGAAAACCAGGCUCAGACUGGGGACCCUCCGCCCCCCAAAAUCAAGAUGAAACCUGGCCGCAAGCCCCGGAGUUGGUACCUGCAGCGAGCCCAGGAGGAGGCUGAGAGGCAGGAGCAGGAGAGACAAAGACUGCUGGAGCAGCAACUAGACAAAGAUCCUCAGCAGCCCCUGAUGGAUGACCGUGGCAGCAAGCGAGGUUGCAGAACCAGCACUGACAAUAACAGCAAACAGAAAGACUCUGACGAAGAAGACGACUACCUGCCCAAGCCUGUGGAGCAGAAAAUUCCCAAGAGGCGAGGGAGACCACCCAAGAACCCUGCUCUCCGCCAGCAGCCUCAGCCUGCUCCCAAACCACCUCCCGCCUCUGAGCCAGAAGAGGAAGAGGAAGAGGAGACUGAAAGAGCUUGGGAAGAAGACAAACCCAGUCGUCCACCUUCGCGCCCCCUGCUGUCCCCUUCCUCUUCCUCUUCCACCUCGGGACCCCGGGCCUCCCAGUCCCGGCCCCAGGACACAGAUGUAGGUGACAGGGACGAGGAAGACGAUGACGAGGAGAGAGAGGAAGAGGAGUGUGGCAGCUUGGGCAGCGGUGGCAGCAGCAGUAGACGGGCACCUGCCAUGCCAGGUUCAGGAAGCAGACGCAGCGAGGACCAUGAUGCAGAUGAUGAGGGUGAUGGCCACUUAGAGGACAAGAGCAGCAGCAACAGCAGUAAGAAGAGGAAAAGCCAAGACUCAGAAGAUGAGGAGGACGAUGAAGAUGAGGAGGAGGAGCCGGCCUCUCACACCAGCUCUCCUCCUGUCAAAGAGGAACCCCAAGGUGAAGCUUUUUUAGACAUGCAGAACAGCGUAGCCCGGGACUACGUAAGCAAGGAGGAGGAGGAAGAGGAGGAGGAGGAGGCUGAGGAGGAGCUGCAGGAGGCCAAGUGUCGGCCCUCCUCAGCUGACCCACAGCAGGAGGAACGGAGGCGGAGGGAGCAGGAGGAAUCUGCUGCGGCAGCUGCUGCAGUGGAAACGGUUACAGCCAUCUCUGUUCCCUCUGAGCCCAUGGAGCUGCAGCCCCUGCACCCGGAAGACAAGGCUGUCACGCUGCUAAUGGAGCCCCAGCACCCCCAUCCACACUCCCAUCCCCACCAACACCCUGACUUCAAAGAGGAGCUGGGACACCACCACCCCCACCACCCCCAUCAUCACUCCAAUGAACUGGACCUGGAGACUGUGCAGGCCGUCCAGUCUUUGACACAGGGGGAAGCCCAGGAUGAAGAGGCUGAGCCCCACCCGCACCAUGGGGCCUACCAGGACUGUGAGGAGGAGACCCUGGCUGCCUGCCGUACCCUGCAGAGCUACAGCCACACAGGGGAGACCGAGGAGGAGGCCCUGGCAUUGGUGGAGGAGUGCGGGGCCUCCCAGCAUAGCAGCCCUCUCCCCAACCCCACCAUGCCUCCCCUACCCAGCCAGUCCGUACGCUCGGUUAAUAGCCCAGGGCUGCCCCCUGGCAUGAUGGACACAACACCUGCAGGGCAGAGAGGGGGGACACCUGGUCCCACUGGAGCAGGGGGCAGUGCAGGAAGUGCAGGGGGCGGAGGUGGGUACACCCAGAUUACGCCAGAGCACCCCAGUUCUCUGUCUGCGCCCUCCCAGCAGAACAUGGAGACAUCACCAAUGAUGGAUGUGCCAUCGGUGUCUGACCACUCUCAGCAAGUUGUGGACAGCGGCUUCAGUGACCUGGGCAGCAUAGAGAGCACUACAGAGAACUAUGAUAACCCCAGCAGCUACGACUCCACCAUGGGCGGAGGGGGCAAUGGAACAGGUAAUGGAGGGAAUGGCGGGGGCAUGUCUGCAGCUGUUGUUGCGGGGGCUGCUGUAGCCUCUUCAUCAGCAGCCUCCUCUUCAUCCAGCUCGGCCACACCGUCCUCGUCCUCAUCCCAGGCUAACAGCUGCUCUUUUGUCUCAGCCCCCGGCCACACAUCCUCUGCGGGUGCUGUGGGAUCCCAGCUCUCCAUGGGCAGCUGUAGUCUCAUCCAACAAACAGGACCUGGGCCCAACAGUGGACCAGGGGCCAGUAAUGGAGGCAGCACUGUGCCCCAGCCCCCACCACCACCACCCCCGUCCAACACACCCAGCUGUGGCAUCAAAUCACCCCAGAGCUGUGGGGUGAUCGAGAGGCCGCCCAGCACCAACCAGCAGCAACAGCAGCAGCAGCCCCAAAAGAAGGUUCCCCAGCAACCACCUCAGCAGCAGCAGGCCCCCAACUCCCAGCCUCCACCCUCUGCACCACCACCUCCACCCCAGCAACAGCAGCAGGCCCUUUCCCAGUGCAGCAUGGGCAACGGCUUUGCCUCCACACCCAUGAUCAUGGAGAUCCCUGAAAGCGGAGGGGGAGGAGGGGGCCGCAGCCUGUAUGAGCGCAUGGGUCAGGACUUUGGCACUGGGGGUUACCCCCAGCCCUCCGCAACCUUCAGCCUGGCCAAACUUCAACAGCUCACCAACACCAUCAUGGACCCCCAUGCCAUGCCCUACUCCCACUCAGCCUCAGUCACCUCUUAUGCCACCAGUGUGUCUCUGUCCAACCCUGGGCUGGCCCAGCUGGCCCCUUCACCUCACCCACCCCUCCCUCAGGGCCAGCCCACGAUGACUCCUCCCCCCAACCUGAGCUCUGGCUCUAUGAACCUGGGCUCCCUGCAGCUGCAAUGUAACAUGCCCACCACCAACAUCGGCCUGCCUCCCCCACCACACACCCAGCGGCUGCAGGGCCAGAUGGCCACGGUGAAAGGCCACAUUUCCAUCCGGUCCAAAGCCACCCAGCAGUUGGCUCCGGCCCCACACCAGCAGCAGCUGUAUGGCCGCAGCUCGGGGGCCGUGGCCAUGCAGGGCACACCACGCACCCUGGCUGUGCAGCGUGGUAUGAUGCCCAACCUCAUGCCCACGCCGGCCGCAUAUAACUCCAUGAACAUGACCCCACUCAAUGCUAUGUCGGCUGGCUAUCGCAUGCCUCAACCCAUGAUGAACAGCGGUUAUCACGGCAACCCCCCUUACAUGAACCAGCCGGCCCAGUACCCCAUGCAGAUGCAGAUGGGCAUGAUGGGAGGACAGGGUUACCCUCAGCAGCCUAUGCAGCCCAAUCACCACGGCAACAUGAUGUACACCGGCCCCUCCCACCACAGUUAUGCCGGCGUCCCCAAACAGUCGCCUUACAUGAGCAGAUGAGCAGCAGAGAACUAAACAGGAAGGCACGGGGCCAGAGCUGACACUCGCUGUACUCUAAAUGUCCAUUACUCCUAUUCACCCUCUCCAACGCCACAGCAGGCACGAGAGAGAGGAGAGAGAGGGUCUUUGGGUUUCCUGUUUUUCUGUUGUCAUUUCGUCCUAUUUAGUUGGACUCGUUUCCCCUCCCCUCCCAGCUGGCUGUGUAUGGGAGUAAGCCGGCGGGACCCGGGGUGGGGGGUGGAGGUGUACAUGGACCUCGGCCAUGCCAUGCUGUUCCAGGCCAGGCCUACACACUCCUCUCUGACAUGGUUUCACACAGGCCCAAGUGAGUCCUCUGCCUCUGACAUGCAGCAGGAGAGUAGGGGAGGACGAGUAUUACUAGGAGGAAAAUGAACCGAAAAAGACGGACUAUACGGGAGGACCUUACUUUGUCAAACUGCGAAAGGAUAAAAAACAAUGGUUAACUGAUUAUAUUCAACCAUGCACACAAUCUUUUAAUUGACAUAGGAAGCCUUACCUUAUAAAAGAGACAAUGAAACAUUGUAGGUGGACUUUUUUUUGUUUGUUUGUUUUUGUUUUGUUUUGUUUUGUUUUGUUACACAUGAUGAAUCUUUUUUUUUUUUUUUUUUUUUUUUCUUGUUUCUGUUGACUGUUUUGAAAUACUUGUGUGCAGUCCGACCUCUUAUAUGCUUUGGUCUUUAUAUGUGUGGCAAUCUGGAAUGGUGAUUCACCCUCUUGCUCUCUCAGAAGUACACAUCUCCGUCGCCACUCGGUCAGAAGGCUUUUUACCUUGUUCUAGAUAAGCAUAGGAGCCGGGCCUUCAGUGUUUGAGGAGCUGAACUGUUUCCAGAGUCUCUGUCUUCCCGGUUGGUCGGUGUUUUAUUGGAAACACAGUGAAGAAAUAGAGGAGAUGGACGUGUCACUGUCAAUAUAGUAUGUCCAUAAAUAAAACAAGUAGCAUUUUUUUUCCAGUAUGUUGCCGCUCGGAAACGUUUAGAUGUAAAUAUUCUGGUACUUCCCAAUGUCCAGCAGCACACACGUACUGGCUAGCUGUCGCCUCCCGGUGGCUGGCUCAGGAAAGUGCAACAAUCAACUGUUCUUGUCCACACUCCACUGACAGACGGUAUACAAUGUCAGCCUUUUUAGCAGUUUAGGGAAAGCAGAAUGAAAGGUGGAAUAAAGUCAGCUAACCAUAGCUGACCCCCUUCCUCCUUUAUUAAAUGGCCUAAAGAGGUCAAGGAGUCUGCUUUUUGAACGGUGUUUUCUGUUAAAACUGGGAUUUUCUUUUUCUGUAAAAGUGCACUCCCAUUCAUUGGCUAGAGAUACGGUAAAGGACAGUAAGCCUUCAUGAAAGGUGUGCCUAAAUGCCUGAUCUAGUGCAUGGUGUUGGCCCUCACAGAGGCACACUCAUAAAGAUGCAGGGUUAAUUAUGGCGUUGAAAAAUGGCAGGUUGAAGAGGUUCACCCUGUUGCUCCGUGUACCAGUAUUCAAAGUCAAAAGAGGAUUUUUUUUUGUUUUUGUUUUUUUCUCACAGACCUGACAUUACAUAUUUUAUUUGUGUGUAUUAUGUUCUGUACCCUUUGGUUUGUUUCUUUCUGAAUUUUAUCAGACUGGGCAGCUUUCUUUUAUGACACAAGCUGACUCUUUUUGACUUAAGAAAACCUAUUGUAGAGAAAAUGUUUUUUCUAUAAUAUAAAAAGGAAAUUCUGACAUUGAUAUUGGUACUGUCAUUUUUUUCACUUCUGUUUCAGGAAAAAAAAAAACUACAUAUUUUUUAGCUUGACUCUUGGGUAAUAAUUACUAAGAAAUUCAAAACUAAAAAAAAUUACCACUCACUUUUAGUGACUUUAAGAUGCCUUUAACCUCUCCAUUCCAUCUCAUCUCUAGAGUUUUUCUAUCUUUGUGUAGUAUAUUAAUGCUAUUUUAAACAAAAGGACAAAACAAAUAUCUAAAGGUCACUUAGCAUUCUGUUCUUUAUUUCUUUUUCUUUUUUCUUUUCUUUUUUUUUACUUUCUGUGUGUGUAUAGGAUGACUUCCUUACAUUUAAGAGGCAUGUAAAAAUGAGCUCAGUAUAUUUCUGUCUGUUUAUAUCGCUUCCCUUUUUGUAUCCUUUGUAAUUGUACAUGGUGCGUUGUAUGCUAAGAGAGCGCAAAAUAAAGAGAAGCGACGGCUGGGCGCACAGUGAAGGUUGAUUUGCGCUUGGCGGCCUCGACUCUCUACUUUGUCCUGUAUGUAUUUCCAUUUAUUCGUUUUUUUUGUUUGUUUGUUUGUUUUGUUUUUUGUUUUUUUCUUUAUUAGCAAGUACUUUCAAAGAACUCUGUACAUUUUAACAUAAAACAAAUAAAUUAUGUUGAGCCAU